Molecule: messenger RNA, 818 nt
Organism: Cannabis sativa
Lineage: Eukaryota; Viridiplantae; Streptophyta; Magnoliopsida; Rosales; Cannabaceae
Exons: 2
Coding region: 27-587 (186 amino acids)
Source: RefSeq, a predicted model, not a curated record
GCUCUAGAACUCUAAAUGUAAAAGAUAUGGAGGAUGCUCAAAAUAAUUUAAUUCUGUUAUUGUGCAAGAUGGAAUUGAUUUUUCCUCCAGCUUUUUUUGACAUAAUGAUACACUUGGUAUUGCAUUUGCCUGAAGAAGCGAUAUUGGGUGGCCCGGUCUUUAUGAGAUGGAUGUAUCCUUUUGAAAGGUACAUGAAAAAAUUGAAGAAUUAUGUGGGAAAUAAGGCACGUCCUGAAGGGUCAAUUGCAGAAGGUUAUGUUGCUGAUGAGGCAGUAACCUUUUGUUCAAUGUACUUUAAAGGGUGUGAAACAAGAUUUAAUCGGCUUGAUCGAAAUGAAGAUGCGCCUUCUGUUUGUCGCUAUCUCUCAGUUUUUAAUUCUCAAUCUCGUCCUUUAACUAGCGGACUUAUCAAGCCUCUUGAUCAUAUCAGUCGUGAAAAAGCUGAGUGGUACAUUCUUCAAAAUUCUCCUGAAAUCCAAGCUUACUUAGAUGAACAUUUGGACAAGAUCAGGCAUGAAUAUCCUAAUGGUAAUCACGAUAUCUUGCAUAGGCAAACUUUCCGUUCGUGGUUUCAUAAGAAGGUAUAACGACAAAAUUGUAAAGUUUUAAUUCAAUCAUUUAUAUUCCUCUCAUAUUAAUACAUUUUAUGUAUUUAGAUAUAUGAGUUGCACAAGCUUGGAACUUUACAAAAUGGUGAUGAGUUACUCGCUCUCGCUUCCGGGUCCGAUUACUUAGCAACAUUUUACGAAGGUUGUGUAGUGAAUGGUGUUCGGUUUAUUGCAUCAAAGCGAGACCAAAAGCGGAAGACACAAAAUAGU